AUGUCCGAGCCAACGGAUGUGUCAGUGGACGACUCCAUGACUUCGGCGCCUGUUCCAAAUUUACCUGCCCAAGUCGUUUCGCCUGAUAUCGCCCACGAUUCCUCUUCCACCUCGAAUUCGCUUCGUACAGACUCUACUCGCCCACCUCACCACCAUCACUCAAGUUCAACCAGUCUUGCCCAAGCCAAAAGCAGAAGGUCGCUGGCAUCUCUGGCACGCGAGAAAACAUCUAACGCCUUUGCAAAUCUGGCCUCCCUGGGCACAAGUUCCACACCAAGUUUGCGCUCGGCAACCUCGUCGGGAAGCCUAUCUAAACAUUCCGCCUCUGUCAACCACACACGACCAACUCUUCCACGGUCACCAACUUCGCCAGAAGUGCACGCCGCCGCACAGUCCCGGAGAACGAGCGGAAUCCCCCUUCCAAUUCAAGAUUCGAGAAACAGCACCACGGUCCCAUCAAUGCCGAACCCGGACAGGAAAGAUGGGAAAAUGCAUCAGACGUCAUCCAAGAUAUUGCGCAUGACCGACGAUGAGAGACCCUUCACCCGAGACUUCCAAGACCUAUUCGCCACUCUCAUUACCAGCCUGCCACUCACUCCCCAUCGAGUCAGGUUCUCGAGGGUCGAGGAGACGUUUCUAUCAGAAGAGGCCAUCACGAAUCUCGGCUCACUGAAGUUUUCUCAAUCUAACCGCAUCCCCGACCCAAAGAACCCAUCAAGAUGGGUCGUCACGACCACGACGACAACAUUUUCCAUGGCCAAGGAGAUGGCUCGCUCCGUGUGCCAACGAUUUGUUGAUGCACGGCUGAUCGAGUCUGCCGAGUCCAAAGGGAACACCGUCUUUGUGACCAAGGGUGGCGUGUGGCAACUGACGCCAAAGGGAUCCGCUACCCUACACCGUUUCUGCGGUCGAAACGGAAUUAAUGCACGUCACAUUGAACCCAUACUACGGCGAAAUCAGAUGCAGAUGGUAUCCUUGGAAAGGGACCCAGCCACCGACAAACUUGUACAGGACAGGCCGACGAUCGAGAUCAUAUUCCGCCGAUUUAUGGGCUCAGAAGGCCCCAACCUCAAGAGCUCUACAUCCUUGUCAGACUCUGACUCCGUCUCCGAGUAUGCCUCUGGACUUGUGGGUGUCAAGAUGGCCAAGGAACGAAGAGUGUUGGAUAAACUAGUCAACAACAGCUUCACUGGUAAAGCCGCUUCCGACUGGUUACUCGAUUGCUGCACCACCAUCGACCGCAGAGAAACCUACGAAAUGGCAGAAUUGUUUGUGAAGUGGCAGUUGAUGGCACCAGUUGUGGAGGACCGAGCAUAUAUUCGAUUGAACCCAAUGGCCACGUACUUCCAACCUACCAAGCAUGCAAUUUACACGAUCACGGAACGGGGACAACGGGUCUGCGGCUGGCUUGCACGGCCUGCGAGCAUUGACAGUGAAGAUAGUCGAGACACAAAGGAUCCUAAGAGUCGACUUGCAAAGGACUCCAACGUCAGCCGAUUGAACGUGAUCCUGCAAGACGCGGCCCUGCGGUUGCUCUUCAAAGAGUUUCUUAGGCAGUCACUCUGCGAGGAGAAUUUGCAGUUUUACUUCGACGUGUCGGACUUUACCACCAAUUACCGAAAUCUUGAGAAGUCUGGAAAGCUAGAACGACCCGAGGCUGUCAGGGAGACCCUCGCUGCGGCAUAUGGUCUCUAUAACUCAUUUCUUGCGUCCGGUGCCCCCUCAGAGCUGAACAUCGACCACUCCCUCCGGAAUCGUCUCGACUCACGAAUGAUUCGCACCAACGCCGAUGAUGAAUCCAUGCGUGAGAGUCUAGAUGAAGUUGUGGAUUUGUUUGAGCUUGCCCAAGGCGCCGUCUUUAAACUGAUGGCUAGCGACUCUGUCCCCAAAUUCCUCCGAGAUCCCAGGCACGCUGCGGUCCUUCGAGAUCACGAAAUCGACUUAAUCGGCUCGAACCGAGCAAUGUCACCCGCACCUGAUCGAACCGUCAGUCGGUCGAAUACACGAUCAUAA
Molecule: messenger RNA, 2013 nt
Organism: Fonsecaea pedrosoi CBS 271.37
Lineage: Eukaryota; Fungi; Ascomycota; Eurotiomycetes; Chaetothyriales; Herpotrichiellaceae
Exons: 3
Coding region: 1-2013 (670 amino acids)
Biological process (GO): intracellular signal transduction
Source: RefSeq, a predicted model, not a curated record